Alternaria rosae is the source of this 603-nucleotide messenger RNA. RefSeq lists its product as uncharacterized. The transcript has 2 exons. The record is from RefSeq and is a predicted model, not a curated record. NCBI's taxonomy places the organism in Eukaryota, Fungi, Ascomycota, Dothideomycetes, Pleosporales, Pleosporaceae. The coding region runs from base 81 to 551 and encodes 156 amino acids.
CACCACGUCUCUAUGCACAAUAUGCGAUAGUUGCCGCCGCAAACUUUCGCAGUGCGCGACCAAAACUUACGAGAAUUGGCAUGCGCUUUGGCCCCGCCGAUUGGACUCAACCCUCAGACUGGGAAAUUGGCGUCAUUGGGGAUAUGUGUGGCUUUCGUCUCGUCGCAUUGGACCCUGCGCAGUCGAUGUGCAAACGGGAUGUGUUGCUAGGGAUUCUUUUUUUCUUCUUCCCGUGUAACGUUCUUGCGAUUGCUUCCGAAGCCCUGUAUCUGGAGUGCGCCGCUGGUCGUACCGAUAAAAUGCAUUCCAGCCACGAUUGCUAUGUACCUGGACUACUCGAUUUUUCGCCAGGAAGCACCAUGUGCUACUGUCCAUCUCCCGCUCUUCGGUUUCCCUUAGGCAUCACCCAGCAGCAUCUUCCUGGAGGGGUGUUCUGCUUCGCAGGACCGAGCGUUUCAGGUCACCAGCAACCGAAAAGAGUAUGCAUGUGUACGCGACGACAGCGGGAGGCUCAGGGGAAAACUCGCGUGCUCGCGUGGCCUGGGAUGUAGCGCGACGCCUUCAACUUCUCAGUCUUCGUGACCUCAUUGGUGCGCUGCGCGG